Onthophagus taurus is the source of this 4166-nucleotide messenger RNA. It is a transcript of the gene milt, whose product is annotated as trafficking kinesin-binding protein milt. Gene Ontology annotation, biological process: mitochondrion distribution; protein targeting; vesicle transport along microtubule. Lineage: Eukaryota; Metazoa; Arthropoda; Insecta; Coleoptera; Scarabaeidae. Gene Ontology annotation, cellular component: mitochondrion; cytoplasmic vesicle. The record is from RefSeq and is a predicted model, not a curated record. Gene Ontology annotation, molecular function: myosin binding.
UCGUUCGGUGACUGUCGGGAGGACGUACAAACUCAAAAAUUAACCUUAAUUGAAGUUGUUUAAAGGAAACCCGGUUCAAAACGCACAAAUAUAACUCCUAUUAAUUUAACAAUUAGCCCCUCCUCACGCGGUUUGCGUCUUUCUUUACCUUUUUGUCUACAUGUCACAUAACCUAAAAGCAAGUGAUUCAAUACUUUCGAAUACCUUACCCACCCCAAAGAGCGUAUGGUUAAGAAUGAAAUGCCAAAACGGUUAAUGAAUAUACUUUGCUAUCCAAGCUGGCAGCCCCGGAGAACACCGAAUUAGCCCUUGGGGCGACAAACGUUACCAGCACAAGGAAUCAAGGAACUUUAACUGAACUUUGUAGUGGAGAAUCGUUACCUGAAGUAGAAAUCAUCAGUUUGCUCGAGGAACAAAUUCCUCGUUACAAACUCAGGGCUGACACUCUUACAAAAUUUGGUGGAUACGAAAAUCAAGAUUGGUUUAUACCUUCACCAGCUUUACCACUCGAAGAGGCCGAUUUGAAAUUAUCCCCGGAUCAAAUCCGAGAAACUCUCAACUAUUUUCUUCUAUGUAGUAACCGCGUGAGCCAAAUGACCAGCACCUACGAUGAUAUAGAAGCGGUAACUAGGCUUCUUGAAGAAAAAGAGAAAGAUCUGGAGUUGACCGCUAGAAUCGGCAAGGAAUUGCUCCAACAGAAUAGUAAAUUAGAGAAUACGAUUGCAUCGCUGGAAAAUGAAUUGCGGGUCGCCAACGAAAAGAACACCCAACUCACCCAUGAAAAUAAUAAGAAAACGGAACUCAUUCAAAUACUCAGCAAUGAUAUGGACGAUGCGUCUUCGUUUGAAAACAUUUCUGGCCUAGGAAAAAUUAAUUUGGAUUUUUUACAAAAGCAUGCAGCUUCAUUGGCGGAAGAGAACAAAGUCCUUAAACAUGAAUGUCAACGAUUAAGCGAAUUCACAACCGAUGCAGAGGCUCAAGAACAACGUUUAUUAAUGGAUAUCACCGGACAACUCGCUUGUGCGAAUUCAAGCAUGACUUUUCUUGAGGAUGAAUUGGAUAGGGUUAAAGAAGAAAACCGGCUUCAACACGAACAGAUUUUAGCUCUUACCGCAAAAUUACAAGAUACAGAAUUAAAAUUGCACAAGUUUAUGACCGAAAACGAUGAAAUGAACAGUUUACUUCAAAUAACCAAAGAUAAUCAGGGCAGUAUCGCAAUUGAAUUGGCAGAGUUUAAAGCGCGUUAUUACGAAGUGGAAGCUUUAUUACGCGACGCUCAAGAACAACUUCGAAAAUUGAGGAAGAAGCAAAUGCCGGUUGCUCGUAGCGCUUUAUUCUCUUCAUUGGGUACCUCGCAAGCGGCAUUUGAUAGUUUACAAAACGAACUUGCUAUGUCGAUGCAUUCUGAAUACAGUAUGGAUUCAGGAAUAUCAAAUGAUAACUUGCCGCAAUAUAAACGUGUUUUUGAUACAGUUCGUUGCGCCUCACAAAGUUCGUUGAGUAGCGGCGAUAGUUUGGCAAGUUUGAAUAAUUUCGGCAGCAGCGGAAUCGGAGGUUUUGUAACCAGCUCUGGUACGAUGUUUGGAUCGAGGAUGGCCUCACACAUGCAAGGAACCAACAACCGACGAUCAACCGGUUCUAUUUACAGCAGCAGUUCUUUGGGUUAUCCAAGUUUGGAUUCUACGGGGCAGUCGGACAACGAAUCUUUCCACACCGAUUCUGAUUCAGAUGGUUAUCCAGCCGCCCCGCAAAAGGGAAUACCUGGUGCUCCAGGUGCUGCUGAUUUAGAAGCUGCUUUGAAACGGUUAACGCCAGGAGAAGUACUUCAACGUCGGGCGAAUUUACAGUGUGGUCAUCAUACUUAUGGAGGUUAUGAAGGAACCGAUACUUUCCUUCCAUACGGUUGCAGAACACCAGAUAGCUUAAUGUCAACUGGUUCCUACACAUACCAACCAUGGAAACUCCCUGAAAAGCUUCAAAUUGUAAAACCAUUAGAAGGUUCCCAAUCGCUUCAUCAAUGGUCUCAAUUAGCACAACCAACAUUAAGCGGUUUAUUAGAGGAACGUCCAGGAGUGAAAAUUAAGGGUGGUAAAGAGUUGGAAGACAUCGGUUUGGAGCAGUAUGGUCUUAGCGACCUUGAGGAAGAUGAAGAAUAUGGGAAUCCCGGGAAGGGUUUCGACACGUCCGCGCCAACUUACACGUUAACGAACAGUACCGUUAUGCAUCCGGAUGAUGGUACUACAACGACUUUCGUGACGCCCAGUAACCGGGCGAGCCGGGUGGCUUCCGUUUGUUCGAGUAUACAGAAUUCGCCGCCUCAAACGCCGAAUGGUGUGUUGAGUAGAAGGAAUUCUUGUAGUACGUUCAGUACGACGCUAGGAUUGGCGAAAAUGCUCAAUGAAAGAGGAAUAAAAGCUGUGACACCUUCCGCUUAUAAUACACCAUCCGGCGUGAAUAGCUUUACACCGACGGCCACCCCUUGUAACAGUCCCGACGGAAGUCCGUGUUCUUCGCGUUCUCGAUCUCCGGAACCAUACUACGAAUCGUUUAGUCUUCCACAACUCUUAUUAAGUUCGAUGCCAGAAUUUGUACAGCAAACUAUUGGUGGGACAAAAAAGAAAUUACCGCCACAUUCGAAGACAUCCGCUGCACGACAAAAAAGAUCCAAACAAAAAGAAACUUUAGUGAAUAAAAUAGAACGUAUAGGCAUUAGUACUAUGCUAGUAAAUCCAGGUAACCUCACCAUUUCCGCCGGAUUAUACGCUAGACCCUCGCUGACCAGCCCCAUGGCUCAACUCACCUGUUUACUUCCCAGUCAAAGCACAGAGAAUCUCAAGAAUGUUACAACUGGUAAACCGCCUUUACCACCAUCUUCCGUUUCCAAACACAACAUUAAAUCACCUUCAACACCAACAGAAAGCAAAAAAAUUAAAUCGUCAUUAAAUAGUGGUGUUUUGGGAGUUCCUGGACGUCCAGGAAGUGAUUCAUUAGCAAAACGACUUGAACAAUUAAAUAAUCGGAAACAAAGAAGAGUUCAAGGAAUGACCCGACCCGAUUUAGGAACAGUUUCGACGAAAAAUUCACCCCAAAUUGAACAACAACAGCAGCAACACCAAACGUCGACGACUUUGGGUACGUUGAGUACGUUGCUUUUUGGUCGAAAAGGCGGUUUGUUUUAAAUUGUUGUUGAAUUGUAUAUAAGUUAAAUUAACGAGUUAAACAAGUAGGUACUUAAAAUUGAAAAAAAAAAAAGAUGAAAAGAAGAUGAUGUCAUUGUGAUUAAAACCAGUAUUUCUUAUUAUGGAAAAGUGGCACAAGGAGUUAAUUUUUUUUUAUUAGAUGAACUUUGUUUAAGAUGGAAAAAAAAUAUGGAUAAUUUUUGAUUUUGUUGAAAUUAUCUUUUAUUUUUUAAUAUCUUAAAUCGGUUUUAUUUAAUUAAUUAACAAUUUUUAAUUAAUUGAGAAUAAAACGAUUUCUAAUUUAUUAUUUUUGUUUGUAUUAAAGUGCCAUAAAAUAUGCAAUACCAUAAUAAAAUCGAAAAAAUAUCGCCCAAUCCAACUUAACUUAUAUUUAAACAAAAAAUAAUGGGUAUUGGAUAAGAAAAAUAUAAUAAUGUGAUUUUAAAAGAAACAUUUUUUGUUGAUGUUUUUAGAAACCUUUUAUUUUACCCUCUUGUAUUUCUUUUACGUAUUUAGUUUGUUUUGUUCCUUUAAUUUGUACGUUUUUGUGAGAAUAUACUCAUGUUUAUAUAUCGAAAUCAUAAUCCUGUGUUUUAACAGUAUCUAUUAGUAUUUACUAAAAAAGAAUGGAAAAUUUAAAUUACCUAGUAUUUUCGAUGGUGGUAUUCAGCGGAUUGUAAGCUAUGUUUUAUUUAAAAAAAAUAUGUAUUUAAUAAAAGAAAGUAAAAAAAUACGUAGCGCGGUGCAUUUCAAUAUUAAUUAGAUUUUGUGUUAUCUGUAUUAUGGUUUCUUGUAGUAUAUUAAAUAAAUAAAUAAAUUCAAAAUUAAAAAAUUGUUUUUUUAUUUUAGAUUUUUGGAAUGCUUAGUUUCCCAUGGUCGAAAAAAGAACAAAUUUAGGAGCGACAAUUUUUAUUUAAUAGUGAUUAAACACUACCUUUUGACUUUUUUGUAUAAGACAAAGUAUUAAAAUCCGGUAAGAAAACUCGA